UAACGCGCAAAUGAUUUCCCAGGAAUUGUGGUUAGUUCCUGGUUCCGACUUCUCAGGUGUUCGUAGAAAGCUCACUGUUGCUUUGGUCUGUGGAGUGUAGAUAGAUCCCCCUUUCACUCUUAAUAACCUAUCAUCUUCCUUUUCGAGUUUUGAGGUUACAAAUUUCGUUUAGAUGAGGCUCUUGCAGUUUGGUUUUUUGGUUGCUUUGGCAUCUGGCCUCUCGGCGAUCCUCAUCUAUAUCGCCGGCGUCUCCAAUCUAAAUGCGAUCCACCAGCUAUCGCAUGAAGAUGUAGAAGCAUUGGAAUCUCUGCAGAGCAGUUUCCGGAAGUGCGUGAAUGCAAAUGGAUUAGGUUUACAAGCAGUUACUGGUAAUGAUUAUUGCCAAGUCAUAAUAAACUUUCCUAGUGAUACUGUUCCUAAGUGGAAAGAUCCAAAAACUGGAGAACUUGAAGGAUUAUCGUUUGAAUUUAAUCUUUGUGAAGCUGUGGCUACAUGGGAGCAGGUGCGGAAUAGCACUACUGUACUCACAAGGGAGUUCAUUGAUGCUUUACCAAAUGGAUGGGAGGACUAUGCGUGGCGCAGGAUUAAUAAGGGAAUACUUCUUAACCACUGUCAAAAUAAAACUUUAUGCGUGGAGAAAUUAUCAUUGGUUCUCCCUGAGACACCACCAUAUGUUCCAAGACAGUUUGACCGCUGUGCUGUUAUUGGUAAUUCGGGUGAUCUUUUAAAGACAAGAUUUGGGAAGGAAAUAGAUGGUUACGAUGCUGUUGUCAGAGAAAAUGGUGCCCCCACGCAGAACUAUACAGAUUAUGUUGGUAAGAAAAGUACAUUUCGUCUUCUUAACAGAGGAUCUGCCAAAGCCCUUGAUAAAGUUGUGGAAUUAGAUGAAACAAGGACGGAGACCCUGAUAAUCAAAACAACAAUACAUGACAUCAUGAACAAGAUGAUUCAGGAAGUUCCAAUAAACAAUCCUGUGUAUCUCAUGUUAGGUGCAUCCUUUGGUUCAGCAGCAAAGGGAACUGGCCUCAAGGCACUUGAAUUUGCACUUUCUAUUUGUGAGUCAGUUGAUAUGUAUGGUUUUACUGUGGAUCCAGGAUACAAGGAAUGGACCAGAUAUUUCUCAGAGUCUCGACAAGGUCAUACUCCUCUGCAUGGAAGGGCUUAUUACCAGAUGAUGGAGUGUUUGGGCCUCAUUAAAAUCCAUUCUCCAAUGCGAGCUGAUCCGGACCGUGUUGUGAAAUGGGUGCCAAGCUCAACCACAAUUCGAGCUGCUAGAGUUGCAUCAGAGAAAUUGUUGAGGAGGGUUGGAGCAGGAUCUGAAGACCCACUGGCCGCAUGUUCCAUUAGAAAAAAGCAGGUUAGAAGGUCCACAGUUAUUUCAAGUCUCAGAAAAGCGGCUGUUGAACAUCGAAAGUUUGUUAAAGGCACAACAUUGUAUCCCUUGGAGCACAGUCUUGGACAUGGUAUGGUCUGCACUCUCCCAACAGAUUGAAACUGAGCUAAUUUAGCGUUGUGCGAGCUGAUUGAGAAUUGUCAAGUUAUUGAUUCAUGUACACCAUGCGAUAGCUACUAGAUCAGGGAGGGAGUUUUAUGAGAAUUAUCCCGGAGGCAGAAACAAUUGAGCUGCACUAUUGGGAUUUCUUGCUUAAUAGCUUUGUAUACUCUUCUGGCUCUGUCUAGUUUCACAAAAUUUUGGUUUUGCAAAGUUAGAACUUAGAAGGCGAACGUUGGUGAAGAAAUCUCUUUUUUUUUUCACAGAUUCCAAGUGUAUUUUAAUCAUUCUGAGUCAAAGCAGUGUUAAUCAAAUUCACCUUGAUAUUAUUAUUCUGCAAGGGGUCCUUCCA
Molecule: messenger RNA, 1844 nt
Organism: Manihot esculenta (cassava)
Lineage: Eukaryota; Viridiplantae; Streptophyta; Magnoliopsida; Malpighiales; Euphorbiaceae
Product: sialyltransferase-like protein 2
Exons: 12
Coding region: 173-1492 (439 amino acids)
Molecular function (GO): sialyltransferase activity
Source: RefSeq, a predicted model, not a curated record